CGACAAUCCCACACUGGAAAGCCGAUCCGAACCGCAGCAACCCUUGCGACAAGGCUGAACAAAAUCUGGUCACGUGCGUGCCUGUUGUAGAAGGCUGGGACAAGGCGGCGGCGAGCUUCCUCCAAUGCAACAGCCUCACUCGACGACAACAAGAGAGCAACUCAACAUCACAAUGAGCGCAUAGAGUAUUUAUAAGCUUCUCAGGCAUGACUUUAACUUGCCAUAUUACUGAAUACUAGCAUAACAUUUCUUUUCUCCCUUUACUCCUCCACCAUGAGCUCCACACCUAUGGACGUGGAGACUCCAAGGCCGGCGCCCAAUGCAAAUGGAGGCAUUGGCCUCUCCAGGUCAGGUAUCAGUGUGCCGGCCAUUGCGAAAGUCAGCGAAAUAAUUUCAAACUUCCGGCCAACAAGGCUCUUCAAGCGCGACUAUCAUAACGAGCCCACGACGGUGCUCUCACUGGACUUUGAUGACAAGGGGGAGCUCUUGAUGACCUCCGAGACGGAUGAGUCUAUCCAACUGUACAAUGUCCUCGAUGGCACGUUCAACAAGUCGCUGUUCAGCAAAAAGUACGGUGUCAAGCACGCCAAAUUCACACACAAGUCCACGAGCAUCAUCUAUGCCAGUACGAAGGAGAACAAUGACAUCCGCUACCUCGCGACUCACGACAACUCCUUCCUACGCUACUUCAAAGGGCACACUGGGUCGGUAACCUGCCUCACAAUGAACCCCGGCAGCGACACAUUCGUCUCCUCCUCCCUCGACAACACCAUCCGCAUCUGGGACCUCAACAGCGUAAACCCCAUCGGCAUGCUCAACAUCAACUCCCCCCACCUCACAGCUUUCGAUCCAUCCGCCUGCGUCCUCGCUAUCGCCUCUGCCGCCGCGCAAACCAUCCUCCUCUACGACAUCCGCAAAUUCGAGAAAGAGCCCUUCGCCUCCUUCGACCUCUACCCCUUCGCCAAACACGACCCAACCGCGCGCGCCUGGCGCUCCCUCGACUUCUCCAAUGACGGGAAAAGCCUCCUCGUUGGCACAGCCGGGAACACUCAUUUCGUACUCGACGCCUUCGAUGGCACGCUCAAGCACGGCCUUAUCCGAAAGUCCGGGGCCGCGCGUCGACUCCCACUUGCCAAAGAGGGACCUGAUGGAGAGGAUGACACGGAGGCGCGCCAUCACACCAGCGGCGACGUAUGCUUCUCGCCCGACGGGCGGUACGUGCUGAGCGGGCAGCAGCGCAGCAACGUGCUCGUGUAUAAUAUCACGGGCGCGACGCAGGUGGGAGGGAACACACCGAUGUGCGAGCUCGAGAGUAAAAGCGAGGUGGCGGCGAUACGGUAUAAUCCGCGCUUCAAUAUGUUUGCAACGGCCGAUAGGGAGCUGAAUUUCUGGGUGCCGGAUCGGGAUUCUGUUUAAGUGGGCGAGGGGGAAUUGGGGAGAUGACAUCGGAGUUGGGGGCGUUGGGGUGGUGAUGGAUGGGGCUAAAGAUAUUGAAUGUCGGGUUAUAUUGCCAUUAAACGGGUAUCUGGACUGCAUUUGGAGGUUGAAGAAUACGAGGAGACUGCUCAAAGUUGAUGCCGAGUGAAGAGGGGCAUAAGCAGAGCAAAAAGCAGGUCUGCUCUCCCUAGGGCAUGGAAUUUUCCCAGGAUAUAUAAAGCCCACAGUCAAUCGAAAGCCGAUCUGUUUGUACCAAUCUCGCACACUCGCCAACUACGCCACCGCAAGCAGGAAGCGAGACAAACGAAUAAUGAAUUAUAUAGUCUAUAUGCUAAUAUGAAAUAAGUAGUGUAACUAUAUAUUUUCGCUGUACAUAACCCAAAUACCCCUCUGACGAAUUACCCGCGCUACCCCCCGCUUUCAAACCCGACUAAAGCAAAAUACACCCCUCUACCUCCACCUACGCGCCAUACCUCCUCUCUGCCACCGGCUCGCCCCUCCUCGACUCAUGCCUCCUCCCACCUACCAACUUGCCCACCAACCCCCCCGUCACAGGCAUCUCCAUGUAAUCCCACACCUUCCCCCUAUCCUCCUCUGGAAUGGCCCUGAGCGUGAUACCCACGCCCUCAAAGAUGCAUACCACCGCCAACUCCAUAAGCACCACCAUAACCAGGAAAACCACAUCACUCCCCGUCACAGCAUUGAACUUCGCAUUGUCCCCGAAAGCACCAACGCCCGCGUAGACUACGCGAACGAGGAGGAACGGCAGCGCAGCCGUCAGCGCGGGAAUGAGACGCCGCUCC
This is a messenger RNA of Pseudogymnoascus destructans, 2240 nucleotides long. It is a transcript of the gene SWD2, whose product is annotated as member of Set1p complex, histone methyl transferase. Gene Ontology annotation, molecular function: chromatin binding; protein binding. Gene Ontology annotation, cellular component: Set1C/COMPASS complex. The transcript is spliced from 3 exons. The record is from RefSeq and is a predicted model, not a curated record. The coding region runs from base 274 to 1416 and encodes 380 amino acids. Lineage: Eukaryota; Fungi; Ascomycota; Leotiomycetes; Thelebolales; Thelebolaceae.